Molecule: messenger RNA, 1994 nt
Organism: Phragmites australis (common reed)
Lineage: Eukaryota; Viridiplantae; Streptophyta; Magnoliopsida; Poales; Poaceae
Exons: 13
Coding region: 411-1811 (466 amino acids)
Biological process (GO): regulation of DNA-templated transcription; DNA alkylation repair
Cellular component (GO): nucleus
Molecular function (GO): RNA binding
Source: RefSeq, a predicted model, not a curated record
GCACAAGCUCCGCCCUGUUAAUUUCUGUACCGGAUUUGUACUAGCGAGUCUUUAAGUAAGGUCUCAGUCGCUCGUCGUGGUAUCCUUCUGGUUCUCAUCCGUGUUGCAAUCUGUUAGUAAUUCGAAGCAGACAGUGACUAGGAAUCGUGGUUGCAAAGAUGAUUUUUUUUCUUGGACAUCUCACAUUUCACGGUCGCUGUUGGCAGAUUGGUUACUAGGGGAUGACCCUGAAUUUGUUGGGCAUGGCAGUUUAAUUAGCAGUAUUAUGAAUGCCUACGCACAAAGCAACCUUGUAGAUCUGAAUAUCUUCUAGGUUUGCACUGAAUUGUUCAACACAUCACCUUUUUAUUCGGUGGUUUAUAUGCUCUGACCAGGGAUCAGUUGGUCAAAAUAAGUUGGCCUCAUUUGUGAUGGAAGGGGCACAAGGACCACCAAGUAAUGCGGCAAAACACAAGAAAAUAAAGUCUCCUGUUCAGAUAUGGAGACCGAUCUCAACAGCAGCAGUUCCCCAGAAAGGUGACACUAAUGAGAUAUCAAAUUCUGAAAGGAAAGAAGUCAUAGAGGAUUGCAUUACUGCUAGCGAGAAUUUGACAUCAGAUGGAACAACUAAUGUUGUUAUUGAAGUUAUCACCAACGAUGCUUCAUUGUCAGAAAAUAAUUUGAGUUUUGAAUCCAGUUCAACUAAAGUAGUUACAGAAGACAAUGUGGAGGUAUCUGGCUUCAAUAAGGAUCUAGACGGGUCUGAUAUCUCUGAAAAAUAUUGCUCCUCUAUUGAGGUAGAUGCUCCUCUGAUGUGCUUUGUGAAAGGAAAGGGUGGGUCUAUGCAGAAGCAGAUUGAAGAGGAUACUGGAGUCAAAAUUAUCUUCCCAUCGUCAACGGAGGAGACUUCUGUUGUCCUUGAAGGUAAAAGUGCUGAAAGUAUUAGAAAAGCAUCACAGAAGAUUGCAAAUGUUCUUGAAGAGUCUGUUCAAAGUCGAAUGCUAGACUACUCUCAUUUCAUAUCACUUCCGUUGGCUAUCCACCCGGAUCUUGUCGACAAGCUGAACUACUUCCAGAGCUCAAUCCUUGGGCUUUCUGCUUCUAAUGAAGACAGUGAUAAAGAUGAGAGCCUAAGUGAAGGUUCUAUUGAUGAAAUGAAUCAUGACCACAAGCAACUGGACAAGCAACCGGAUGGCUCAAGCGUUUCCGUCAAGCCGCAAGUCCAAGAACAAGAGUCUGUUAAUGCGAAAAUGGAUACCAAAGGCUCCCGAACAGGCAUUGACAAGUCAAUAUUCAUCAAACCCAAAACAUUCCACCUAACGGUUCUUAUGUUGAAGUUGUGGAACAAGGAACGUAUAGCUAAGGCUUCGGAUGUGCUCCAGUCGAUAUCUACCCAGGUAGAUGAAGCUUUGGAAAACCGACCUAUCUCCAUACAGCUUAGAGGUCUGACAUGCAUGAAAGGCUCGCCAGCUAAGGCUCGGGUGGUAUAUGCUCCAGUGCUGGAAGUUGGUGAAGAGGGGCGCCUAGCACGUGCUUGCAAAGUCAUAAUUGAUGCCUUUGUCAAGUCAGGCCUAGUUCUUGAAAGGGAUGCAAGACACGAAUUGAAGUUGCACGCGACCAUAAUGAAUGUGCGGCACAGGAAGAGCAAGAAAUGGAACCGAUGGAACGAUUCAUUUGAUGCUCGGGGUAUAUUCAGGAAAUACGGGAAAGAGGAAUGGGGUGAAUAUCACAUUCCUGAGGUUCAUCUUUCUGAGAGAUUCAAGUUUGACGAAAGCGGAUACUACCAUUGCUGUUCGUCAAUCCCCUUGCCUGCAGACAUGCAAAGGGGGUGAGAUAUGUAAUUCCGUACUAUGUUGUAUCAUACUGCAGGGCUCAAACCUUUCAGCAAUUUAAGUAUAUGAACCUUAUGCCCUUAGGACCGGUGUGUGGUAAAUUACUGUUGUGAAUUACUGAUUUCAGUCAUGUCUUGUCCUUGUAUGUUGUUCUGGUUUAAGUAUAUGAACCUUAUGCCCUUA